Oppiella nova is the source of this 927-nucleotide messenger RNA. Lineage: Eukaryota; Metazoa; Arthropoda; Arachnida; Sarcoptiformes; Oppiidae. The record is from the annotation of a GenBank genome assembly.
CGCACGGCCGUAGUACUCAAAGGGCAACUUCUGGACAGACAGCUCGUAGUUAUCGGUCCAACACGAGGGUCGGCACUCAACCGCACACUUCAUUUGGACCUUUUUGUCCCAACAUACACGCUCAGAGAGUUGCCGGUCAGCGGCCGGUUAUCCGUACACGACAACACGGAAAUCGGUAACUCCCUGUCCAACAGCUACGUACUGGAGCCCGGAUACUACUACCAGUUCUACAUCAACCGGAAAUCGACAAAAAUGCUGCGAACGCCAUACGCGACCGAUUGUGUCGAUUAUAUGGCUAUUGGCGAAACACUGGCGAACCAAACCCAGGAUUUUGCAUCCAUUGCUUUAUCGCGAAAGGUCCAAAUGAAGUGUGCGGUUGAGUGCCGACCCUCGUGUUGGACCGAUAACUACGAGCUGUCUGUCCAGAAGUUGCCCUUUGAGUACUACGGCCCAACCCUAGUACUAUGCGAAGGGGCAGUGGUACAGCGCCGUAGCCUUUUAUUGGCCGGUGGCGGUUUAUUGGCCGGUGGCCUAAUAGGUGGUGCCGUAGCAAACGGCGCUAUACAUGCCGGUGCCGCUGCGGUACAUGAAGUUAGCGCUGACAAUCAUGGAGGUGCCAAUGGUAGCGCUCACUGUGAUACCGGUGCUACUGGUAUUGCCGGUAUCGGUAGUGCCAUCGGUGAUGGUAUCGGCAGUGGUAUCGGUGCCGGUGUGAGUAAACUGACGGGUGGUGUGACAGAUGUUUUAGACGGCAAGGAAAGUUUGAUUGACCAAGGUGUUAAUUUUGUUGCUGGAGGUGGGAUCAGUGGUGCUAUCGGUACUGCCGUGGGUAGUGGUGUCGGCGCCGGAUUGAGGGAAACGAUGGGUGGCGUGAAGGGUGCGUUAGGCGGUGAGGACACUAUGUUAGGCAAAGCUACCGGUGCUGUU